AUGUCAUCUCUUGAUGCGGCCACCGCUGGAGCACCAAAGAGUUGUGCUUUCCCUGAAGCUGUAGAGCCCACUUCGUCGGUCCCCUUCCAGGAUGAAGUUGCCUGGACUAUCCGCCUGAAGGACUACGUUACGGUAGCCUGCCAUAGGUAUCAGUUGUUGUCGGCAUUCAUGAUGGCGUUGAUGGCGCUUCUGAUAGCCUUCAUUAUCCACGGGGACGCAUUCGGAUGGCUACAACAGAAUAGUGCAGUGGCUACUACGAUGGCCGUAUUCGCGUUCUUCAUCCGACGUUCCUUCUUUUCCACCAGGAGCGUCUACUGUAUAGAUCAUUGCGAGUUCAAUCCACCUGAUGAGUGGAAAGUCUCUCGUGCUGAGAUCAUCAAGAUCCUCUCAACUGAUAAGAAUCUGUCCCCAGAGAGUCUCGCCUUCAUGAAAAGGCUUCUUAGCAAGUCGGGGACCAGCGACAAAACGGCGUUCCCGCCGAACCUCACCGGCGAGCGCUGGUCGGCCACUCUGGAGGAUUCGCGUGAAGAAGCCGAGACGGCCAUGGGUGAGGCCUUACGAGGUUUGAUGGAUAAGACGGGAAUUACGGCAAGGGACAUCGAUGUUCUCAUCAUCAACUGUUCCCUCCUGUCCCCCACACCAUCUCUCUGUGCUCUACUAGUCAGUAAAUUCGGCAUGCGCAGUGAUAUACUCACCUACAAUCUCUCUG
Messenger RNA from Perkinsus marinus ATCC 50983, 709 nucleotides. RefSeq lists its product as hypothetical. Gene Ontology annotation, cellular component: membrane. Gene Ontology annotation, molecular function: acyltransferase activity, transferring groups other than amino-acyl groups. The transcript is spliced from 5 exons. Gene Ontology annotation, biological process: fatty acid biosynthetic process. The annotation marks the transcript as partial. The record is from RefSeq and is a predicted model, not a curated record. Lineage: Eukaryota; Perkinsozoa; Perkinsida; Perkinsidae.